CAAUACAUGUGCACAUGAAGUUGUUUUCAUGCUGAAGAUUUGGAAAAUCACCGUUUCUCGUCGUUUUUCCUCGGCGAUUCAUAGAACGGCGGAAAUCAUGCAACAAAGAAGUUACGAGGCAAGUUAAAAUGAAAUGUUUUGGAGGUUUAUCGAGUCUGUCUCGGUGUACAUCGUUCUCGAAAGCAGCUGGGCGAAGCAUGCCUGCUUGCCAGGCAGUUUAUGAGAUUCCUUUGUAUUAGAAUGCUUAAACUGCUUUCGGUCUUGUUCUUAAUACUACUGUAUCUACAUUUUUUGUUUCAGGAUGCAGUAAAGGCACUGAACACCCUUCAAACUAAUGCACAAGAUCUGGAGCAAAUUCGACGUAGUCGAGGCCGACUUGCUCGCGACAACUUGCCUCAGAUGAGAAGUUUUACAGAACGAGCGGGAGUUAAAGUCAGCCCUUUUUAUAACUGUUGUUUAGUUGGUUUAAUUGAAGUAGCGUAAUUUUUUGUGUUGUUUCAUGGAAAAUCGGCUUGAUACUACUUUUUUUUCAUCCACGUGAUGUUAUUUUACGUGCCUCAGGAGCGUAACGCACAUGCAGGGGACUUUGAUGCAGGCUUUCUGAUCCCCCCAAAAAUAAUUUAUAAUAAUUAAUUAUUCAUUACUGCACUGAUCUGAUCUGUCAGGGAUAUAAGAGUGUUGAUUUUGAAAAAUUUUACGAAACUGAUGAGAUUUCUUAGUUCAGGCGUGAGGAUACGACAUGACUGAACAUGCUUUGACAAACCUUUUUUUUUGGUAAUAUUUUGUAGCGUAAAACUACAUGUACUACUCAUGCAGGGAGCAACCUCAAAUCAUACUAUUCCUCAUACACCAAAAGCUGACAUAAGCAGUGUUUGAUGCAGAUAAUCAAGAAAAUGUAUGCAUGAAUUUGGCAACUAUAACGGUUAUAAUUUCCAGUAAUUAUCCUCAAAUGAUUGCUGUAAAACCACAGGUAGCCCAAGCUCAAAAUAUAAAUGAGCAUUGGCAUUAAUUCUUUCGAAAUGUAAUGAUUUGUAUAGGAAAUAAGGGAUUGUUGCUGUAAUGUAUCAAUCAAAUGGAAUCUUCAGCAUCCCCUCAACAGACAUACACCAGGCAUUUGACUUCUUUUCUUUGCCAUCCUGAAUUUUUUGCAUUCUGAUUGGUGGAGGAUUGCAUCAUAUUUCGCUUUAAUCACCUAGCUCCAUUGUAGUUGUAUUUGCAGUCGUCGCUUCUCUCCAGUUGGGUGGAGAGAAUAUAAAAGUGACAACUGUAGCCUGUGUAGCAUGGUGGUUUUGUUGAGCCGGGUGCAUGAGUGGCGAAGCCACGAAAUUCAUGUGCGAAGCGCGCAAGAACAAGCGGCAAAGCCACAAGGUUGCUCCCGCCCCAAUCUCCUCAUGGUUUCUCUUCCCUCGCCCACCUUUAUUGCUUAGCGUGCCCAACCAAACCCACCAUGCUACGCAGGCUGUGACAACUGGAAAUAAGUCUGUGUGUCGCUGAAUAAUCCCCUUGACUUUGGCUAUGUUCACUCUAUACCAUAUAGCUUUUGUGUUGGCACAAAAACUCUACCAGAUAUGGCUUCUGUUCCUACAUAACAAUAGUGAUUUCAGGAUGAUUUCUGUAGCAGAGCAAAGGUGCUCCUCUUAUACCAGAUAAGGUUUUCAUGUUGGCAUGCAUGAAAAGCUAUCCGACCAUUAUAGUGUGAACAUAUCCUUCGUCUGAUAAUUCAGCAAUGUUACCCUUAUCAAAGACAAAUAAUUGUUAAAAAGUUUGAAAGUUGCACAACAGUGCUAGCACUUAUAUUUUAAGCUUGGGUGAUCUGUGUAUAUCGUACACAAAAAUCUGAAAACUUUCCCAAUAUAAGCAUCGCACAUAAUCUCUUUUAGCUGUCUCUUUUGUGUACUUGUUGAAUUAAUUGAUGGAAGGACAGGCAAUUUGAAUGAUGAAUAGACUGACUAAUUAACUGCUAUUUUGUUUUACAGAUGGAAGAUCUGGACAGACUUUCCAUCAUCCACAUUAGUGGUACAAAGGGAAAGGUAUUUACUUUUUUAAUUGCAGCCAUUCACGCAUUUUAGAAGACAUAGAGCCUAUCUCAGAAUAAACAAUAUUUAGUGUUACAAGUAACAGUGCAUACAGUCAAAACAUAGUGGCAUACCGACCAUUCUGACAGACAAGGGCUUUUCUCUUGUCCUGGUGGAUUUGUUGUAGAUAAAAUGGCUUUCACUACCUUUAAAUGGAAGGAUAAGCAAGUAAGUGCACUCACAUAAAAUGUAAAAUGUAGAACAAGAAAAAAAUUGUGAAUAUAGAAUGCAGAAUUUUCUUACUUUUCUAACUUUUUUCCUUUGCUUUUUACAUUUUUUCAUGUGUAUUAAAUGUUUUGUUCGUGUACUUGCCUGUUUUCCAAUAUAGAGCAAUCGGGUUCCCUCAAAGCAAAAAAAUCUGCUCUCAUGUUAAACCAUUUUUUCCUUUGUCUCCUGUGAAUAAUUAGGGCUCCCCAAACUUUAUUACUGUGUUUGUCACCAUUCCCUGAAGAUUUUCCUCUUGUUAAAUUAAAAACUUUUUUCUUUAUUCUAACUGGUUUCUGACUGAAAAGGCCAAAGACGGUAGUUUUUUUGCUCUUAUUUUGUAGGGCUCAACUUCUGCAUUUUGUGAGAGCAUGCUCCGUCAUAAAGGCUUCAAAACUGGAUUUUACAGGUAAGUUGCUAUAAAAUGUUUUGGUGUUCUAAUGCAUUUCACCUUAACCCGUUAAGUCCUCAAGUGAGCAACAUAAAUUUUGUCCAAACAAUUUCAUUAGAUAAUCUGGGUCAAAGAUUAUGAAAAUUGAUUAAUUACUGAUCUCCAGAGGGACAAUUCUUCAAUGAUUUCUUAUCAAAUUCUCUUAAAUAAUAAUUCUUAAUGAAACUAGUUGGAUAGCUGUCUAGAAUGUGGAUAGUGGGGCAGAACUGACUUACAGUUUUGCUUUUUGUCUUCCUUUUCCCACUGGUUGACUUUUGUUCAAACAGGUAUGUUUUCUGAUUAUGUGGGGCUGGGUAGGGGGAGGGGGUGAGUAAUGCCAAAUAUGGGCUGUCUUGGCAUGUGCUGCUGUGAAGGGUUUGGUUUUCAAGUACAGUCUUAGUCUGGGAUAGGAUAUAGAAGUCGGUGAGUCUUAGUCUAGAAUAGCAUACAUGUUGUAUCAUUUUCCCAUUUUCCAGGAAAUUGGUUAGUUGGUUGAAGAUUUUAGUUUAGACUAGGAAAACCGGGAAUUGACACUCAGCAAAUUAGCAAAUUUACCCACAACCCAGUUUAAUAACUUAAUAACUUACAAUGAAAGCAUCAACCUCAAUAGUUUUGAAAGAUAGUGACUCUAGGAUAGGGACUGGAUUUUGGAAGAUAGUCUGCAGGUAUACUAGGGUAGCAAAAUUCAGCUGAACCAGGUGUGGUAAUAAGCUAAGGGUUCUGGGGUCCCAGCAGCACAUCCCCUCCAAAAAGAACCUCCACCCCAGGGUAUGUGGCCUAACUUAAACAGACAAGUUUAUCCCUAUGAUGUCUUACUCCUUCGUAGUGAGCCUACGUUAAGAGGCACUGACCAUCUACUGAUUUUGUUUUUUGUCUGUGUGUGUUGUAGCUCACCGCAUUUGAUGGAAGUCAGAGAGAGGAUCAGAAUAAAUGGCAAACCACUUGCCAAAGACAAGUUUGCAAAAUACUUUUUUGACUGCUGGGAUAAUCUUCAUAAUAAUGGUGAUGUAAGUGGCCGAAAGCUCUUAUCCACCAUCCACAUAAUCAUACAAGCCCAGGGUCACACAUUUAUCCUGUCAUUUAUUAUUGGAGAGGUUCUGUCUUGUGCACUUCUUUGAAAUUUAGUUUUGAAAAGUUUACCCUUAAUAUACAGCGAAUCCUUUGUUUUUGGUUCAUAUAAUUUCUUGAAAAUUGCGUACUGUUCUGUACAUAUAAUUGCUUGUCAACAGCUUAAUCAAAACAUAGGUCAGUGUGAAAAAUACCAUAAUGUUUUUAAAACUGCUGUUUGUUUGUUGCACAACCUGCACAUGCAAUAGCCUGAAUUUCCAAAAAUACCAUUGUAAUCUACAAUCUGCGGGUUAAGCUUCUUUGAAGGGUAAUGAAAUUAUUUAUUUGGGCCUUCUUUCAUGUUAAAAUGCAAUGGAAUUCAGAGUAGGUGGGGGAAACCUGCUCUAGAAUUAAUCAAGGUUGUUCUAUGAUUUAGGAAUCCUUCUAGCUUACUUGUUUUAUCGUUUGUAGACAAACUCCUGUGGACAAAAGACACAACUGUUCAUGAAUUAAUUCCUUUAUAGACUGCAAAAAUAAACUCUGUGAGUCACAGAGCAACAUAGUUUUAUGUCUGAGCUUAUUGGAGAUAACAUGAUACUGGAACUGUUAACUUAUCAGGUAAUUUUAAUUUAUACUCAUCUUGUAGGAUCAAGGGAACACCACUAUGCCUGCAUACUUUAGAUUCUUGACACUGGUGUCCUUCCAUGUCUUCCUCCAAGAGAUGGUAAGCUGCUGUUUGAUGGUGUCAGUCUGGCUGAGUGGUUAGAGUACAAAGUGCUGGACUUGCAAUUUGGAGCCCUGAAUUCAAGUCCUGCUCUGACAGCUAGCUAGAUUUCAUCUCAGUUGUCCUGAGUUUAAAUCCUUGGCCAAACUUGGUUUGCCUCUGGCCAGUUAGGAUUCUUAACCCUGUUAAAUUUGGUUCAGAUUAUUUGUUUCAGGCAUUUGCUUGCCCCACUAGCAUUAUACUGCUAUAAAUUCUGCUGAGGGUAAUUUAUGGAAUUAUUAUUAUUUGCUAGAACUAAUUUGCUUACAUUAUAUGAUGGUUUAAUUUUAAUAUUUGAAUGUUAACGUUAAUUUUAAUUAACUUUCAUUGGUGAGUAUUUUUAUUGAACUCUUUAAGGUGGCUCCAUAAUUAAGACAAGAGCAUUUAGCUGUGACAAAUUUUCCGUCAUUUUCCGUCGAUUUUAACGCGAUGGCUGCGAAACUUUCAAAAAACAACAGAUAUCAUCCGGCAAUAAUACUAGUAAUAAUACUAUUGCUUUGCAGCAAUUUUUUUUUACUAGACGCGAUUUUCUUUGAACAGUAGGGUCCUUUUGAGUGCUAAUUUCUCAAGAAAUAUUUACCAUCAAUGAAAUCAGAAUAUUUCGUAUUAUUGCCAAAUGACUUCUGUUGUUCUUUGCAAAGGUUCGCAGCCAUCGUGUUAAAAACCAAAAAGUUAUGACGGAAAAUUUGUCACAGCUGAAUGCUCUUGAAUUGAUUAAUGAGCCACCUUAGGGGAAGCGCUAUUAUAUAUGCAUACUAAUUCUCCUGACUGAUCUUCAUACAUUUUCUUAAAGAACAGUUAAGAGAAUUUAAUAAAAGAUCAAAGCAUUUCCUUUUAAUGGUCAUUUUGAUGUUGGUUGGUCUUGGGACUAAUAAGGUCUCUGUUCUCAUUUUUUCUCGAAAGGAGUUCAGUCAGUUAUGGCAUGAUUUAACAGCUUAGCAUAUAAAAGUUACAACGUCAAUAUUGUUCUCUUUGCUUAAAAGGUUGAUGUUGCCAUUGUAGAGGUUGGGAUUGGAGGUGCUUAUGACUCUACAAAUAUUAUUCGGUAAAUGCUAUAAAUAAAUAGUAGCAAUUUAAUACCCUCCAGUCUGCCUCUCAUGAUAUCCAACAGGGUUAAGAAACCCUGACUUCAAACAAGCUACAAUCAUUGGAUUGUAAUAUGAUUAUCCAGUUAGAAAUAUUACAUGCCAAGGGAGUUGUAAAAUGUGUUUGUUAAAAGAGGUAAGGUUACGUGUAAGUGUGACUUAUUCCUUAUGUCAAGGUUAUAUAUGGGGUUUGUUAUAUCCAAGUUUCACUUUAUACGUAAAGCAUUUUACACUCUCAAUCCCUCGAAAACAUAACAUUAAAAGCUAUUUCUGUUGUCUUCCUUAAUAAUAAAUAAACUUUCCUCCAACAGCAUAGCUAGCUCCACAAACCAUCUUGUGCCUUAAUUGCCUUGUACCAAUGUGCUUUCCCACAGGAAGCCUGUGGCAUGUGGAGUAACAUCACUAGGGAUGGACCAUGUCAAAAUGCUAGGUGGAACAUUGGAGAGUAUUGCCUGGCAAAAGGCUGGAAUAUUCAAGGUAUUUAUACAAAGUAAAUGGCCUUAGAAUGUUUAAAGAUUUAGUGGUAGCCCACACUUAGUAGCAAUGAGAUGUGUACACAUUGAUCCCAUGCUAGUGAUGCAUAUGUUACAGGUCAGGUUGUAAGCAUCCGAGGCAAUGUUGCAAUGCUGUGUUGGGCUAAAAAUCGAUGUUGCGAAUCGUCCCGUGUAAAAUCAUCUUAAAAGUGAAGUAGGCUUAAAAAGUUAUUCUAGUCUUGUCAGUGUAUCAUAAUGUUCGUCAAAGUAAAUUUGUACGUUGGAAUUUAUUCUUUUAUAUGUUACAGUUCAAAAUUUUAUUCUGGUUAAAUUGUUUAACAUUAAAGAUUGAUUCUCAAUUUCCCCUCAUUUGUUUUCUAGCCCUAAUUUACGAAUAAUUAGGGUUAGGAGACAAAGGAAAUUGAGAAUCAACCUAGGUUAAAAAAUUUAACCUGAAAUCAAAUUUGACCUGUAACACAUACACUUAUCUCCUAAACUAGCAAUACAGAAGGCAAUAAGAGCUUGGGCGCAAAGCAAAAGGAUAAAUAUAUAUAAUUAAAUAUUUUUACUUUUAGCAGAGCAUACACUUAUUAUAGCCUCUGAUAGUUGCUUCUUUUGUAAGUAAGUUCUCCAUUCUCAGACCCUGGUUGUGUGCUUGCUUCAUCUUUGGUUUGUGUAUAAAUUUGUUAAUUUCUCGUUUUAGCCUGGAGUACCAGCAUUCACUGUCCCCCAGCCAGAUAAUGCUAUUGCGGUCAUAGCUGACAGAGCUAGAGAAAUUCAGGUAUUUUCAUUCACAAACAUCUUUACAUGUCUAAACACUUCUGAUAGCAUUUCUUGUUUAUACUUUUGUUAAAAGCCUCAGUUAUCAUUGUGAUUUCUUAUUUUUUUUGAAGGUCCCACUCCAUGUGGUUCCAUCAUUAGAACAUUACCCUGGAGAUAUGCCUGGUAAUUUUUUCAAGCUGUCGUGUUGUGUUUAUUAUUAGGAUAGUGUAUAUAGCAUUACUAUUAUUAUUAUCACACAGGCCAUAAAAAAUUAAUAAUAUCAUAAUACGUGAUUGCAACGCCAGUUGCAGGGCUGGUCAGGCAUUUAGUAAAUAUCCCUUUAAGCCCCAAUAUCCACAUACAAAUUCUCCAAACUGAUCUAUAUAUAUUUCCUUCGUGAAUGAGUUGAGAGAAUUUGAUAAAAGAUCAAGGCAUUUUCCCUUAGGUGAUCAUUUUAUUAAUUCCCAUAACCUAAUCUCUUGACAUUGUAUGGAUAUCGUUAGGAGAAAAUUGAUGUUAGUCACUAUUGGGACUUAAAGGGUUAAGGAGUUACAGUCAGCCCCCAUUAAUACAGACACUGACGCCCGGUUUCUUUCACAGACAUAUUUCGCCCAACUUAAAUUUCUUUUACAUUCCGUGGGAGUAGUCUCGGAUAAGGUUUAAGUGAAGAAAAAGAAUUAAACAGUAACAUGGAAAAUAGAUCUUGAACCGGACGAAGGAGAGCAUCAGUACUUGAAUGCCUCACUGGCACUUCAACUUUGCACAACAUGGUUAAACAGGUCACUUGAGAAAGGCAAAACUAUUGAAGGUCUAAUUUUCUUUUACUUCUUCAGGGUUGCGUCAUUUUUUAACAUUAUGUUAAUUAACAAUAAUAUUAUUGGACAAGGCUGAGUAGAAUAUUGUGAUUUGUCUGUGGCGAGCAGAUCAAUUUUCUGCCAAAGCUGAAGAGAGGCUGCGAGACACUGACAAAUCAUGAUAUUUUGCAAUUACUGAGUUCAAUUGUUUUAUCAUGUGAUCACUUAGUUUGAACAUUUCCGGGAAGCGAAGGGAACUGCCAUUUUUAUGCAAGAGUAAUCGCAAGAAGGAGAAAAGCAUGGUUUCAUUAAAUGCAAGAGCAGAAUAUUAUUUACAGCCAAACACAGCUAGUUGGACAACAUUGAGCAGACUGUUAUUUGUAGGCAGUUAUUUGCAGGUCACGUGAUGGGCUCUUGGCCAAUAGAAAGAAAGAAAAAUUUGCAUCGUCAUAAUGAUAAUAUGUAAUAUUUAUUUCUAAUGUUUUAAAUUGAAGAUGUUGGCAAGCAAACAACCACAACCAACUCAUCAAGUAGAGAAGAGACUGCAGAUGAGCCUUCAUCAAAAAAACAAAAACUUGAUGUUCCUGUGGCUAAAACAUUUAAUGUUUCUGAUGCUUUGAGGAAUGGUAGGGAUCAAAACGUUUUACUAUCUAAGUAAUUUCGAAUUUUAAAAUGAAUAUGAAAACAUAAAUGCUGCAGUGGUUAAUCAGAGACAUUUUAGGGCCUGCGUAGGAGGCCAAGUUCAAGUCAACUGCCAUGUCUUGUACAAAUAUGUAUUAGCUACAGUGUAGCUAGGUAUGUUUUCAAAAGGGGCUGUUUAGGUUUCUGCUAGGGCUGUAAAUGAACCCCUUCUCUCAUUAGAACGUUUACUGCAUAGGUAUUUCACAGUCAUUGACAUGUUGUCUUCAAUGAUAUUAAGGUCUUCCAGGGCAGCUCUUCUCUAGCAUCACCCUGUGGCUCCUGGCACCUCACUUUGGCUCUUCAGUGACUAGGAGAUCUUUAUUUUUUCAUACAAAUCAUAUGCUGGGCACCCUGUAUUUCCCAGGUUUAGAGCUUUAAUAUUGGGCUGAUCCCUUCAAUUUUUCUUGGAGCACAGCCUUGUCUUUAUUAAUGUUUGCACCUUAGAAUUUUAAAUUUACAUAUAGCAGCUGCAAUAACCUUAACACUAAUGGUCCUAAUAAAAAAGCAACUUUUUUCAAUAUUAAAGUGCAACAAAGUUUUCUGUGUUGUUAUACUCUUUGUGCAUGAUUGUGCUGUUUGGGGUAGAUCUAGAAGUAGUGAUUACCGUAUUUAUUCGAUUAACCGUCCUGUGCGCUUAUUAAAUUUUUGGACCUUGAGAGUGGGCGCUUAUUCGAGGUGGGUGCUUAUUCGAGGCUGGGCGCUUAUUAAAUUUUUCAGCAUUUUCAGCAAGUGUAGUAUGUUUAUUUUGCAACAAAACAAUAAAUGGUAACAACAAAACUCGAAGAUGUAACAAGGCAAGGUUCCUGUAAAAUACUUUGAAGAAAACUCUGUCUUCGAGGAAGUCGUGAGUCUGAGUUUUGAGUCUUGAGUUUGAGUGGGAGUGGGAGGGAGGUGGGGUGGGCGCUUAUUAACUUUUUCUGCCUUUAGGAUGGGUGCUUAUUCGAGGUGGGCGCUAAUUCGAGGUUGGGCGCUUAUUCGAAUAAAUACGGUACUUUUUAGAUUUUUACUGAAAGCAGAAUAUUUUUGGGUGACACAGUUUAAUUUUCUUGUUCCCAUCUUUUGAUAAUCAAGGCUUAAAGAAUACAAGAUGGUGUGGAAGAAAUCAAGUCAUUGUAAGACCAAGCGUUACCUUCUAUCUGGAUGGUGCUCAUACACCAAGGAGUAUAGAGGUUUGUUUAGGAAAUAGAAAUGCUGCAUUUGCUCACAUAAUAGUGUUCUGAAACUUUAAUUUUUGCUGCUGAAUGAACAUAGUUAUAAUAUGUUGUGGUUCAAAUUUUUCAUUGGUUAAAACAAAAGUAAUAAUAGGAAAUUUAAGAAUAACAAAGACAGCAACAAGAAUGUCAAAAUGCAAUACUGGUCAGUUUAACUAGAAAAACAACAACUCUGCAUGUGCAACACACUGUUUUUGUACAUUCCUUUGCCUUCCAUUCCUUUGUAUAAAUGUCUAAUUUCAUGUUUUUUGGAAAAGGAAACAAGCAACAACAAAAUUUUCUCUUUUGAAAUUGGAUGUGGCUCUUAUAUUGGGAAUUCAACUCCAAAACACAGGAAAAAUAACGGAUUCCCAUUUUUGGAUAUUUUAGGGUAUUUAAAGAAUACCCANGGCAUAACAAAAUCUAAAACAAAAAAACUAAAAAAAGACUAAAAAAUUCUUUCUUUUUUAAAAAAACAGUAUUAAAAUUUAAAAAUACGUGGGUUGCCAAAAAGAAAAAAUUUAACCUUUAAAACCUUUUAAAAACCCAUAAAAGCUUUUUCCCCCCCCCCCCCCCCCCCCCCCCCGAAAAAAAACCCCUUACCCUUGUCCUAUUAACACUGUUGGUAAAGAUGGCAGUCAAAGUGUUACUUGCAAUGGCCAACUUCAACUUUCAACUUUAUUUAAAUUUGAAAAUAUAGCAAAAGAUACAUUGGGACUUGCAGUUAGCAAGGCUAUUUGAGGCAGGCCAGGCUACAUAAUUUACAGACAAACUAGACAAAUACAAAGAAAUUAGGCGUUAUAUAAGUAUAUAUAUUAUACAUUAAAUAGAUACGUUCUACUUAAAUGCAAGGACAAUAAUUAAAGUGAAAUUUUAAAUGUAAAAUAAAAUGAAAAUAAAGGACAAGAGAAUUACUUUUUCAUUUUCACGAUGGCCAAAUUAAAGUCUGUGCCUCAUAGAAUACAACUUAAACAUUACGCUGAGCAGUCACCGUUCUAAAGAGAAGAAAUGUGGUACAUAUAUGCUCUAAGUUUUUGUUCUUUGAAACUUAUUAAUAUUUUUGCCAGGCUUGUGUGAAAUGGUUUAAAAAGAGAGCAGAUGAAGAGAAGGAGAAAGAAAGGUGAUCUUUAAAUGUUUUAUUGUAAAAUAAUUUUAUACAUAAAUGUGGUUUUGUCAACUGGAGUUGGCAAGAUAGAUUGGCCACCUAUAGGGAGACAGAGAAGCUGAUGUUUUGAGAACUAUUCCUUUGUCAGAGUGAAUAGGCAUCUUUUUGGCUCAUUUGAUCAUUCUGCCCUGUCCUUGUUACAAAUAACUGACAUCAGCCACUGACAUAAACACUACCACCUGUAUGAAAGGAAGGUGUUGGCAGCCCCACCCAUCUUAGACCUCCAUACUCUCCCCUUGGAGAGUUUCUUGAUUUGAACCCCCUACCCCUCUAAAAAUUGCAUUUUUAGCCUUAUACUUUCUUUUGCAAAUUUUGGCCUUUUAAUACCACCCAUUCCCACGACCUCCCCCCUCAGAAUUUCCAGUGACACUCCACGGCCUGGGUAAGGAUAUUUUCUGGAACCACACAAUACUAUGGUGUCUCACAAUGCUUUGUAUGACAGUAUUUUUCAGUGUUUCGACUUUUAAGGAUCAAUUCUGAUUUCCCUGUUUUAUUUUACAUAAAGCCACAACGCUGGUAAAUGUAUCAUGUUUCAUAGUCACUGGACAUCUUUUCAGUAUACUUUUUCUGUACUAUCAACUGAAAAGCGUCAAACUGUUGAUCAAUGAAAACCGAAAGGGCUCACAAAUCAUUAUGAAUGACCAUAAAGAAAACAUUUUGAUAUCUGUUUCAUAAUUUUUCUUAUUUUCAGUGGGAGUGUCAUACGUGUCUUGCUUUUUAACCUGACUGGUGGUCGGGAUCCUAACAGCCUUCUUAAACCAAUUAUGGUGUGUAAAGAAAAGUAACUAUGUAGAUAAAAAAUUAUUGACAAAAACAAAGAUAAUGAAUCUGUUAUAUGUUGUGUUUUCUGCAAACUUCUUUCAGGGUCUUUGUAUUGUUUUGUUUUAUACUUUUGACACACAGGAAAUAGUAUUUUCUAAUAGAUUAGUGGAUUGUGCUCAGCUGUGCUUAUUUUAAUUUAGUCUUUGUCAGUGCCUCAGUGGUUCUUGUCAUGUCAUUUAAAUUUUAUUGCAGGAAUGCAACUUCGAUCAUGCAAUGUUCUCACCUAAUGCAGCAAAUGUGGAUCCUACAGGUAACGAUGCAGGUAUGCUGCGUGUGUUGAAAGUAAGCUGUUCUCUUCAAAUACCAUAAAAUUCCGAAAAUAAGCCUCUCCAUGUAUAAGCCCCUCCAAAUAUAAGCCCCCCAAAAUCAUAACGCAAAAAACCCUCCGUUAAAUCGCCCAUCCUAAUAUAACCCCCGCGGGGGGCUUGUAAUUGGAAUUUGCUCUCGAAUACAAGAAAGUAAAACAAAGCAAAAAAUGAUAAAUCUCCUUCCCACUACAAGCUAUUUCAAUCCAUUUGGAAAUGCAAAUUUCCCUCCGUACAUAAGACCCUCCAAAUAUAAGCUCCUCAAAAACGACUUAGUUUCGGAAUUUUAUGUUAUAUCUUUUAUUGUCAAGUUUGUGAGCACUUACCACUUAUAUGGAAAAUCCAGUACUUCCUGUGAAAAUUCAAAUUGUUGGUCCAUGAUAGGAAAGUCUGUUGUCAAGCUAGAAAUGGCCUACCAUUUUUUUACCAUUAUUUUUUUUUUCUUCCCAGAUUUGACGAAUUUUACAGUAACUCAAGACAGCCAGCUGCGUUGGUGUGUUGAAAAUCAACGGGUGUGGAUGGCUUUGAGAGGUGCAGGUUUCCAACCUCAUGCUGACCCAUUACAGGACUCUUUUGACACUGAUCAUGUGAUAAAAAAUGGCCAUGAUGAUGGGCUGUAUUCCACAAUUUUCCCCUGUGUAUCUCAAGCCAUUAGAUGGCUCUUGUCUGGAAGGGAUCCUCAUAUUGCACCAUUGUCUCCUGGUGGUUUUGCAUUACCUGAUUUCAUAUCAAAAGCCACAAGACUUCAAGUCCUGAUAACUGGUAGUAUACAUCUUGUAGGAACAGCCAUGAAAGUACUGGGACCUGAAAUUGUUGGAGAAGUGUAGACUAGAACAUAAAUGUGAUAUAACACAAGACAAUGGUAUAUGCUCUAUGUACUGUACAGCCCAGGGAAAUGUACUCAGUGUUCUAUGCACCGCGGGGCAUGUCCAUCCUUGAAGUGGGCCCUCUUCUCCUAGGUGGCUGCUGGGUCAUUUAUUCAGAGCUGGCCUCUGAAAGAAUUAAGCUGUUAAACCUCAUCGUCAUCAUAACCUCUCUCUUCAAUGCCAUUUCUGUCAUUGUCGUCUCCUGAUCACCAUAGCAAAGUACCGUUGACCAGUCUUUAUAGCCACAUUGCAUCACAUUCUUGCAGUUGCUUGCAAUCAUGUCACUGAGCUGAUUGUCAGCUUUGCUGUGAUGAUGAAGCCUAACAAGACUGAAACUUCAGUUCGCAGCUGCUUACACUAUAUGUGAUAUAGGAAGUGGGUGGACGAAUGGGGAUCCAAACUUCCCACCUCCAGUACCAUUCAUUCCCAGCGCCUGUCCCCUUUUUCUUGGCUUCCUCCCUUUAGUCUUUUUCAACAGUGUUGCAUAGAGUCCCUCUAUUUCUCCCACUUCGACCAUUUUAGAACUCCCGUCUCCUGCCCCCCAUUCUUCUAGGCCUCCACCCCUCUGUCUUCUCCCAUUAAGAAGUGGUGAUAAUCUAGACUAAUGUCACCUUGGAAUCCAUGUCAGUAGCUAUAAGAUGACGUGCUUGUAAGAUUGUUGUGAUGCUCACUACCUUCAUUUUCAUGCUUAAC
This is a messenger RNA of Porites evermanni, 13355 nucleotides long. The record is from the annotation of a GenBank genome assembly. NCBI's taxonomy places the organism in Eukaryota, Metazoa, Cnidaria, Anthozoa, Scleractinia, Poritidae.